Messenger RNA from Nannochloropsis gaditana CCMP526, 1803 nucleotides. RefSeq lists its product as uncharacterized. The transcript has 2 exons. The record is from RefSeq and is a predicted model, not a curated record. Bases 1 to 1803 code for a protein of 600 amino acids.
AUGUCCUCUCACCAGCAGCAGUUAGAGCAGCAGCGAGCGGCGGAGGCUUACUAUAGGAACAUGACUCCGGAGCAAUAUCAGGCUUAUUAUAACCAGUAUUAUGCUCAACAGCAGCAACACCAACAGUACCAGCAAGGAGGCUACGGCUAUCCGCAAUCGGCGGCUACCAGCGGUAAUCGGAAAUCCCGUGGUGGCGUUGCCUCGGCCGCGGCAGCCGCGGAUGCGUACCAGAAGUACUACCAAGACUACUAUCAGCAAUACGGCGUGUAUCCCGGCGGGGCGUACGGGCAAGGUCAGGCCGCCGUGGCUGGCGCCUCUGGCGCGACAUACGGGGCUUCUGCGGGUGGAUAUCCGCAUGGCGCCAGCUCACAUUCCGGUGCAGCAUCCUCUUCAUACCAUGAAGGAUACACGGGCGGGGCGGGGCAGGCCUCGGUGGGGGGUUUGGACGCAGAGGGAGUGAAAAAACUGGUCGCCAAAAACGAACGCCUCAUGGUCAAGAUACUGGAGUGCGAAAAAGCGUUGGAAAAAACGGGUCCCAUCCCUCGUCAAGACCUCUUGGAUCGAGUGAACAAAUUUAAAGGUCGACUGCAGGCGCAUCUGACCAAGAUGGCGACCUGGAUGGACAAGAGCAAGUACGAACGCAGCAGACGGUUCCAGCCACAGAAAGCGACCUACCGCACGGUGGUGUUGGAGAACAAGAUCCUUAAGGAACCGCGCGCGGCUGCCAACUCCUCCUUGGUCGCCGCCUCGGCGCCUGGACAGGGGGCCCAUCAGCGACAGGGGAGCGGUGGGCGGGCGGCCUCUGCCUCCUCCUUCUACCAAGCGGCCACCACCGCCAUGCAGCCUUCGGCCGCCGCCGCGACAGCGUCGACCGCAGCGGCCGCCACGACCCGCUCUCGGUAUUCGGGCGUGUACUAUGAUGAGCGGGGGAGUGUCUGGAGCGCCUGGCUGACCCUGGCGGGGGGCCACAACAAGUGCCUUGGGUACUUUCGGCAGGAGAUGGACGCGGUGGAGGCUCAGCAGCAGGCUAUCAGCGAGUAUCGGACCACGGGGCAGAUCACGGGGCCUUUUAAAGGGCAGUUGGGAGCGUUGCCAGAGGGGAUGCAGCCGAGCAGCGUGCAGGAGCAACACAUCAAGUCGGUCGCGGAGACCGCCAAGAAGCUCAAGGCGGAGAAGGCACGCAAGAGACGGAAGUCGGCUGCGGGGGGCGGAGAGGGAGAGGGAGAGGAGAGCGAGUACGAGGGCUCGGGGGGGGAGGCGGCAGGCGGGUCGGACUCGGAGAGGGAGGAGGGGCAUGGGAGCGGGGGGUUGGGGAUGGCGGGGGGUGCAUCCGGCGGCAACAAAAGGAAAUCGGUCAAGCAAGGCCAGGGGGUCGCGGCCUCGGCAGCGGCGUACGAGCAGUACCAGCGACAGUGGACGCCCGAGGCCAUCGCCAAGUACUACGAGGACAUGGCCAAGGCCUAUCCGGAGCAUGCCGCCUACUACCAGCAGCAAGCCGCUGCGCACGUCCUCCAGCAGCAACAGAUGGCAGCGGCUGCCGCUGCUGCGGCCGGCCGGGACACGGGGCCCGGGACGGGCCAGCCGGCGGCCCUCUCCUCGCUCUACACGCAGCAACAACAGCAGCUCCUUCGUCAGCAGCAACAGUCAUAUCCAGGCGCGAUGGGGGGACUCGGGGGCGCAGCCUCGGCGGAGUUGAAGGAGGGGGAGCGGAUCAAGGUGCGGGUGACGGUGAACGGGGCGGCGCUGAACCCGGAGCCCCAUCCGCUCUAUAUCCGGAAGGGCGUAGUGGCCACGGCCAUGUAA